GCAGUUCUUGAAGGCCAAGAAGCAAGAAAAUAUUUUCCAAUUGAAUUACAAUCAGCAGACGGUAAAAAGGCUGAAAGGUGGAGGGCGAAACUUCCUACAUUUGUGUUUUAAAACGAUAAGAAAUACAAAAUCAGCAAGGAUAUGCCAUUUGUAUUGCUGGCCAUAAAGCCUUGAAGACUAUAAACGGUAAAGAGUAAAAACGGCAUAAUGUACUGAUAUAGAACAAUGUCACUUAGUUUUAUAAGAAAGCCUAGUUUUUAAUUGAGGCAGGGCCGUUCUUAAUUUUAGAGCAUUUUAAAGCUGUGUUCUUAACGAUGUUCUCAAAUUUUAGUGUAUAUAAAAAUAUAAUACACAAUGAAUCAUUAGGAAGAGAAUUACACAAAAAUCAAUAGCAAUUACAUCUGAAGGUUGUUAUUAUGAACACGAUUUUUUUGUAUUCGCCACAGACUACAACCGACAGUAAUAUUUUUCUGCUAUCUGUGCCUCGGUAUCUUCUAAGUGUGUUCUUAGAAUUUGGUGAAGUGUAAAGCUGGACGUUUUUAUAAAAAAGGUUCUUAUAAAAAAGUAUGUCCUUGAGAUACACCGAUACAUAUUUCAAUAACUCCUUUGACGUGUGUGUUCAGUGAUUUUUAUUGACACCUUUCCUAGAUAGAAUGUUUGGCCCGGCGGGAUCUAGUGUUGUUGACUGUUUUAGGAAAGUGAGAAUCAGUAAAAGCGCGCAAAUGUGCCAUCGAUUGAUCUAAAAUGGUGAAGUACAGGGGAAGACGUAUACAUAAUCCCAGACACUGCAAAGAUAAUAAUCAUUCUUUUGAUCCCAAAGCCAAGAAAAUAGCAUUUAGAAACGGAAAUUUAGAAACCGCGAUAUUGUUGUGACAAGUUACAAAGAUGACCUAUAUCUAAAUCUCCUUCAAAGAAUAUCAAUUCAUUGUUGUUUUUCCUAGGAUCCGAUAUAAUAUUCUGCAUUCUGUUUUUACAGCUUGUCGUGCGCAGGCCGUAUAUUCUCCCUAUCUCUGCCCUCCUCCUCGCAGGCAUGGUAACUAACUAUUUGUGCUCGCCAGUAAAAAGAAAAAAAAAAUGGAGUCGAGAAAAUUCAAACGCUCUCUGAGCCAACUCGUGAAUGCAUGUGUUUUUCCUGGUGUUCUUAUGUGCAUCAUAUAUACAGGAUACGGCUGAAACAAAGUAUCAAGGUAUCUACCAUAGACUAAGUACGGUGGCUACAAAAAGUAAAAAAAGUAAUUAAUACUUGCACGAAAACAAAUAUAUGCAAAUCGUUUAAUCGCUUUAGCGCCUCGUGAGUCUGCUGAAAGGAGUGUGGACUAAAAUACUAUACAGGGGCGUGUCUAUAGAAAAAACGCAGAAUCAGUAAAUCAGUAAAUAAUUCUUUUCGGAACUGCCAUUCUCAAAAUGCCAUCCUUAGCCCCGAUAGGUCGCUAGAUCUAUCUAGAAACUUCGAAUAUACACCGACAAUUACGGGCUUUCUUUACCGAUGAAUUUGUCAACCGUCAAGCUACCAUCUCAGUACACAUAAGCAGGGUUGGGCCCAGGCCCUCUCUUCUGGACACGUGACUGCUAUAUUUGUAUCGCAUCGAUUGAAAGUGUUGUGAUAACAUGUCAAAUUUCAGCCUAUUCUUUCCAUCCGGACAAUAAAUCACGCUACUGUCAUACAAUAUGAUUUAUGCUUGUUAACAGUCUGUAAGCGGGGGCCUUGUGUUUUAUUUGAACAGUAAAUUAAAUUCGAUUUUUAGUAUUAUAUGGGAAGAAUUGUGGAUAAGAUUAUUAGUGGAAAUCUAUCCAUUUCUUUUUACCCUGCUUGAGAGGCUAUGUCCUUUUACCAACAGAGACCCUGCUAACAGAGGCUUUUCCUUAGUGCUGUCUUUUGCAGUUAUGGCUACUCGCGUUUUCAGCACAAUUUCAAACGAAGAAAGCGGAAACAUAGAAUCACAAAUCGGCAAGUAAAGCGCUAAAACAAAAACAAAAGGAAAAGUAUUUUUACAUGUUUUUUUCCUAGGGUUCGAUAUCUGCAUUCUGAUUUUAAUGCGUGCGCGCAGGUCGAAUUUUACCCUUUCUCUGCCAUCCCUCCCCCAAAAAAAUGGAGUUUCGCAAAAAAAUGCAAAGGUCCUGUAAACCAACUAGUAAAUCCAUUUGUUUUCUCCUAGUUUUUUUUUAUGUGCAUCAAACUCGGAUAAAAAAAUGUAUCAAGGGUGAACAUUCCCAUGAUUCCGAGAUUAAAUAAAAUACACCAAAAACUGAAAUUCGACUCUAGGCUGCCAGAGUCAGAGGAUCGAAUUCCAGUUUUUUGGUGUAUUGUAUUUAUUCUUCUGGUUCACGAGCACGACUAUUUGGGCUUUUUGUAUUUAUUCGAUAUUAAAUAAACAUGUCCUUGUUUCUUUUGUUCUUUUUUUUUCUACGUAAUGAAAUGAUAUCUGCCGCACACUAAGUAAAGUAGGUACAAAAAGUAAAAAAAAAAAAAAUACACGAAAAGAAAAAAAGUCGUGCACGAAAACAAUGAGCAAAUCAUGAGUCAGCGAACGUUGCUGGACGAGUGCGGCCUAAAAUACUAUAAUAUAACAAUAUUUGUAUCGCAUCGUUCGAAAAGCUUUUUGACAACAUGCAAAAUUUCAGCCUAUUCUUACCGGACACAAUUAAUCACGCUAAUUAUGUGUUUUAUGCAUGUUAUGCAUUUAACAGUCUAUAAACAAAUAAAAGUUCAAAAUCGUAAUAUUCGAUGAAUAAGCGGGGGACUUUUGUUUUAUUUAAACAGCGAAUUCAAUUUGAUUUUUAGUACUUCUUUGGGAAGAAUUGUGGUUAAGUUUAUUUGUGGAAAUCUGUCCUCUUCUUUUAUAGAAACAGAUAAAAGAGAGAGAGAAAAUAUAAUAAUGUCUUGGAAUGCUGAGGGCAUAUUCUACUCUAAUCAAGAUACACAGCUAAAGUGGACAAGGAUUAAGGAUAGAAGGAAAUCUCUGCUAGUCGAGGGCCGGUCGAGAUUUCCAAGUGUUGAAGCUUAAACAGAAGGUACAUGAUCUAUUUAUUAACAAACAAGAACUAGGAAAAGCCAGAGUUUUCGUUGGGAAAAGAGAUUGAAAUUAAAAAAAAGAGGAUAACCACGCAGUAACGUCAUCAUGAAUAUGACGUCAUUUAACUAUACGGACCGUCCGCCGUACCCGUUCAACACGAGCGCGAGUAAUGUGGUCCGCGCGAUCCUCGUGGCGUUACUCAUCCUCCUUAACCUCUCCGGGAAUAUUAUGGUAUGCGCAUGUUUCUAUAGCAACCGCAGCCUGAGGACACUGUGCAACUACUUCAUCGUGAGCCUGAGUCUGGCGGAUAUCUGUAUCGCGCUGUUCGCUAUGCCUUUCUGGUUGGUCAUCCAACUGACCAAUAACCAGCUGGGUGACGUCAAACUCGUUCUGAGCGACCAGGUAUAUACGUUCUGGAGCUGUAUGGACAUUCUUGUUGGCACCGCCUCCAUCACCAACCUCGUGGCUGUUAGCUUUGACAGACAGCUGGCAAUCACCGCACCGUUCACUUACCCUAAGGUGUUCACGCACGCGCGUGUGAUCGCGCUCAUCUGCGCGCUGUGGGUGUACUCGAUCGCCAUCACGCUCGUGCGCGGAUUCGCCGAUCCAAAAUUCCUCCAGCAAUACUACACACUUAUGGUAGUCAUCCUCAGCUUUUUCAUACCUUUUAUGGUCAUGUUUGUGAUGUACGCUAAGAUUUAUCACGUUGCAAGAUCGCAGGCGAGGCGGAUAGGCGGGAACUUUGCGCACGACCUCAAAGCUGCUAAGACGAUAGCGAUUGUGAUUGGUACCUUUCUUGUCUGUUGGGGACCAUUCUUCUUGUAUAACUUCUCCACUUAUUUAUUUUUUUGCUGCAAGCUGAAGUAUGACAUCAAGGUCAUGGUGCCGGCGAUACAGUGCGUCAAAUGGCUUCAUUACCUCAAUAGCUGCCUAAAUCCGAUCAUCUAUACUUGCCUAAAUCGUACUUACAGGACGGCUUUUUUGAAGUUGAUGAGGAGCUGCUGUAGUAAGGGAAAUUUGGAUGAAGGGUCUUUCAGGAGUUCGAGUUCUACUCAGAAAAAAAAUAGUGAAAAGACCGAGUUUAUCACGAGAGAUUCGGAUUCGAGUGAAAACGUACGGAAGAAUGGCAAGAUGUCCAGUAUCGUCGAGAUGCUCCGGCGACACAGGGAUGAACGGAAAGUGUGAAAUCUUGAGGACAAGACGACUUAAGGGGUGCCAUCAACUUGGAUGGCGAUGUCUUAAUGGUUUAUCCAUCUUUACUUCAAAUACGAUUAAUUGCAAUACUGGUUUCUCUAUUAAGCGGUCACCAUGGAACAAAAGAUACGCCAUAAAUUAGAAUGGACGUCGCGAACAAAACUGUCAUAAGUUACAUUAGAAGCUUGUGGUAAACUAGUUACCUUUUUGUCCUAAAAGGUCACAAAAAAUUAGCUGCAAGUUUAGGAGUUUUUAGUAGUGUUAAAGAGGCGACAGUGCAACUGAUAAACGCUUAAUGAGGGUGGUCGCUUAAUAAGAUAUUUUUUAGGGAAUUGGGAAAAUAGCCGCUAAAUAGAGAUACCACAGAAAAAAAAUCGAUCGUCGUCAUUACCAUCAAUAUUAGCGCCAUCCUUAAUAUCUUAGAGGUUAUAGUAAUCUCUGAUAGGAAUAUUGUAAUAGCCAUAUUUUUUUUUAUAUCUCAGAGAAGUAUUAUAAGCUCAAAUAGUCACUAACAGGUGUUAGUGACCACCACCAUUAUCAUUAUCGUCAUAUGAUAAAAUUCAUCAUCACCAAUGUCAUCAUCAUCUUCAUCAUCGUCAUCAUCAUUAUCAUGAUUAAAAUGAUUAACAUGACAACGUCGUUAUCGUCAUCAUCUUCAUCUUUAUCGUCGUCAUCAUUUUCAAAUCAUCAUCAUCCUCUUCGUCAUCAUCUUCGUUAUCAUCAUCAUCAACAACAUCAUCAUAAUCGUUGUCAUCGACAAAAUCAUUAUCAAAUAAUCAUCACCGUUGUCGUUGUGCUAUCAUUAACACACCAUCUUUCUUCUUCGUUGUCGUCAUCAUCACUAUCAAAAAAUUAUAAAUAAAUAUCAUAAUUAUUCUGAGUCAUAAUAUUUAUCGUCAUCUAUAUCGUCGUCAUCAUCAUCAUUAUCAAAUGAUCAUCCUCUUCGUCAUCAUCAUCUUCGAUAUCAUCAUUAUCACAACGCCACUAUAUCCUUUCUCGUCGUCAUUGUCAUCAUUAUUAUCAAAUCAUUAUCAUCUUUGUCAUUAUAUCAAAUGAUCAUCAAUUUUGUAAUCGUCAUCAUCAUUAUCAGGCAUGACUACUCAAGAUAAAAGACUGAGAAAAGCUGAACGGUCUUCACGAUAGCAUCAUUGCUCUUUGAUCACUCCAUGGCCUGAACAGUGUCGUGAAUGUUUCAUUUAGUUCAAAUCACGGAUAUAUACAAGUCAAGUUAGGUUUUAGUGCAAACAACGCCAAUAUCAGACAGCAAUGGUGAUACCGCUACGCUCGGCUGACGACAAGACAAAGAAAAUGAUAGCGAACUACUUUGUAGAAGCACUAUCCAGCAUGGUGUACAAGCCGCGCCAGCAUUGUUGCGCCAGCGUCUCACCAGCGGUUGGUGUGUUUUAGCUGAUUGUGCGGGGUUUAAAUGUCAUAAUAGCGUAUGGAUCGGAAAUAUGUAUGUAUAUGCUUGACUAGAAUACAUAAAGGGAAGUUUAAAAUCAAUCUAAUAAAACAUUUUAAUACAUUAGCAAACAAAAGGGAAAAUCUGAGCUAUCAAGCGUACUUUACGUAGAGGUAAAGAAAACUUAAAUAUAUUAGUAUUUUAGCAACAAGUAUUUUAUAAAGACACGAUUUAGAUUACUAUAUUGAAUGAGACAUAAAAUAAAAAAUGAUUAAUCGAAAUGUA
This is a messenger RNA of Nematostella vectensis (starlet sea anemone), 5895 nucleotides long. RefSeq names its product dopamine D2-like receptor. The record is from RefSeq and is a predicted model, not a curated record. Gene Ontology annotation, biological process: chemical synaptic transmission; G protein-coupled receptor signaling pathway, coupled to cyclic nucleotide second messenger. NCBI's taxonomy places the organism in Eukaryota, Metazoa, Cnidaria, Anthozoa, Actiniaria, Edwardsiidae. The coding region runs from base 3120 to 4199 and encodes 359 amino acids. Gene Ontology annotation, cellular component: membrane; dendrite. Gene Ontology annotation, molecular function: neurotransmitter receptor activity; G protein-coupled serotonin receptor activity. The transcript is spliced from 4 exons.